Messenger RNA from Impatiens glandulifera, 1191 nucleotides. RefSeq names its product RING-H2 finger protein ATL74. The coding region runs from base 528 to 1082 and encodes 184 amino acids. Lineage: Eukaryota; Viridiplantae; Streptophyta; Magnoliopsida; Ericales; Balsaminaceae. The record is from RefSeq and is a predicted model, not a curated record. Gene Ontology annotation, biological process: protein ubiquitination. Gene Ontology annotation, molecular function: transferase activity. The transcript has a single exon.
AGUAGUAGUACUCUGUUUUUCUGUGAAAAUAAAAGAGAAAAAAAGGAAGUUCUUAAAGUUUGAAAGAAUUACCAAUUUACCAGCCAUGGCCCCUGUUUUUACAAGUAUGGCUUCCUUCCUUCCUUCCUUGAUGUCUUUAUCUAGUUUGGAAUCAUUUCAGAAAUUUCCAUACUCUCCAGACCAAACAUAAAGUAAUCAUCUCCAUUAUCCAUUAUCUACCUGCAUCUUCUCUCUAUCAGUUCUCCUACAAAUCACAAUAAUUUAAAAUCCUCAACAUACUAGAAGGAAGAAGAAGAAGGUUCAUCUUCUUUUCAGGUGACAUGAACUGUGGUCUACUUUCAGCCUCAUUUGUGGUCCGAUUCGAUCUUCAAUUACCUUGGAGCCGUGAGAUGUCCUCCAUGAUUGUGUAAUUACAAGCUGACUUUUUUUGGUUUAUCUCUGAUAGUAUAGAUAAAGGCAGCAUCAAUCAAGAACCCAACAAACCCACUAACGAUUUAAGCAGUUCUGAAAAGAAAGAUUUUUCAAGUAUGGGUCUUCUUCUUCUUCACCAACAUGCUCGCCGUCUCCUCCUUGACACGAGGGCACCGCCCGGACCACCUCUGACAGUGACAGACGGUAGCAGAACUAGAGAUUCUCCGACCAGUCGCGAGGCAAAUUUCGACACAAACAUGGUCAUCAUCUUAGCAGCUCUCCUCUGUGCACUAAUCGGUGCUUUAGGGCUAAAUGCGAUAGUCCGGUGCGCUUUAAGAUGCAGCAGGAGGUUCAAUUUGAAUCCCCAAAACGAGCGGCUGGCAUCAAAAGGGCUGAAGAAAAGUGAGCUGCAGCAGAUUCCAGUUGCCGUCUACGGUGCCUCGGGGGCUUAUAUUCCGGCGACCGAGUGUCCGAUUUGCCUGAGCGAGUUUGCCGAGGGCGAGAAAGUUAGGGUUUUGCCAAUAUGUCACCAUGGAUUUCAUAUGAGGUGUAUUGAUGUAUGGCUGACUUCUCAUGCCUCGUGUCCCACUUGUCGUCAGUCGUUGCUGUUGCCGGUAAAUCUGUCGGCCGGGCAAGGUGAUGCAUCCGCCGCCGGUGAUGAAAUUGAUUAAAUUCAAAACAUACACAAAUAUUAUAUGUAUGUAUUGUAUUGUAUGGAAUUAGACCUUUUUGUUGUUCUAUUAGCACUUGUUUAUUAUAUAUAUAUAUAUUAGCUUUGUA